Messenger RNA from Mixia osmundae IAM 14324, 942 nucleotides. RefSeq lists its product as uncharacterized. The record is from RefSeq and is a predicted model, not a curated record. Gene Ontology annotation, cellular component: mitochondrial large ribosomal subunit. Gene Ontology annotation, biological process: mitochondrial translation; RNA processing. NCBI's taxonomy places the organism in Eukaryota, Fungi, Basidiomycota, Mixiomycetes, Mixiales, Mixiaceae. The transcript has 3 exons. Bases 1 to 942 code for a protein of 313 amino acids. Gene Ontology annotation, molecular function: structural constituent of ribosome; ribonuclease III activity.
AUGGCCAUGCUCCCUCUGUCGAGAUGUCAUGCCUGCUCACUGACAUCACAGCUCGAGCUGCUGGCUCUGGGCGGACCGAGGACGGCGGCAGUGAAGCAGCAGAGACGAGCCUCCUCAGCCUCCACUUCACGGUCUGAUCGACCUCGUCCUGCUGCAAGAGUCCAGCCUCAAGCGAGCACAAGCACGACCCGGUCACAGUCAUCGCUCGUGAGUGAUCUGGCAGGGUCGAGCAGUACGACAGGUCGAUCAAGGCGAUCGCCUGCAGCAAAUGUGCGAGCUCCUCUGGGGAGACUGUACAUGCCGAGCACACAAGAGGUCGUCGACGGCCUAGCACACGCUUGUCUGCCUCUCCGACUCGUUCCCCAAAGCAUAGGCACAGCAGACCGGGUGGAGUUGCUCAUGCUGAGGAUAGUGACCCACAAGAGCGCGGCCGGCUCAACAGGCAAUCAUAACGGUCGUCUCGCAUUUCUAGGACGGAGAUUGCUGAGAGGCUACACCUCCAUUUUUCUCCAUCAGCACGCGACCCUCUUGCCCGCUCAGCUCAAUGGCGAUCAUCUCGACAAGCUGCUCAAUCAGUACGCUCUGGGCAAUACGGACGGUCCCGCCAAGCGUCUCUCGCUCGAGAAGAUCAUGAGAUGGCGAUCUGUCGUCGAUCCGCAGGGACUCGAGACGGGUCUGUUCAAGUGCAGGGGCAUGGCUCUCGAGGCGCUCUUAGGCGCUAUCUUCUUACAGCUGGGCGCCUUUGAGAGUUUGCGCUUCUACUCGCUCAAGAUUUUGCCCUUCUUGGCGCUACCGCCUCAGCUCCGAGCAGCCUCGUCCUCAGCCUCCCAGGACCUGUCCCUCUUUGUCUCACCGCGGCCAAUGCCAAGCAUGAGCAGUCCGGCCGAUCUGACAGGGCCAGUCACGAGUGGAUCUGCCACGACAUCUGCGCAGAUAGAUUGA